AUGAUCGGACUCAGACCGAAGUCGCAAAUACUCAGCUAUCGAUAUCUAGGAUCAUUGCAGACUUCUUCCGCCUCUCGUGGUGACCUGAGAAAAACGCAUGGCGUACGCAUAUUAAACAAGCAGACCAAUUUUGUUACCUGUCCCAUUUAUUACGCGACGUCUACUCCCCACAUUGGUCAUAUUCACUCUAGUGUAAUUGGGGACUUUUACCACCGUUGGAAUAAGAUAAACGAUGUCCCUAGUAAAUUCUCCAUCGGGACUGAUGAACACGGUCAAAAGAUCAUUCGCUCAGCUGCACAACAGGGCUACGAUCACCCAGAGCUGCUCGUCAAUAACAUCUCCGACUUGUAUAGAAGAACGUUUAAAAAAUUCUCCAUUUCUGUUGCCUCCCUCGACGAUGCAAUUUACAUGAGAACGACAAAUCCUGAGCAUCACGAGGCCGCCCAGAAGCUGUGGAGCCGGCUAAGAUCGAAGGGUCAUAUAAGAAUUAAGAAUUACGAAGGAUGGUAUUCGACACCAGAUGAAUCAUUUGUCGGAAAUAAAGAAAUAGUAGAAAAGGACGGCAAACACUUUAGUAGCGUAAACGGCCAUCAACUAGAAUGGAUUUCUGAAGAAAACUAUAUCUUCGAUUUUGAGCCAUUUUUAAGCGAAAUAGAAGCAUGGAUAGAAAAAGCUGUUACCCCAGAUGUUGCUAAAGUUUUAAUCGAUGAGCUGAAGGAGCGAAGAAAUACUGGCAACACCAGUCUUUCUAUUUCUAGGCCGAGAAAGAGAGUUCCAUGGGGCGUUGCUGUUCCUGAUGAUCCAAAUCAUACAAUGUACGUUUGGUUCGAGGCGUUAAUCAACUACUUGACCGCAGCUGGCUACGCAAGACAUGAAAACGCUCUCGAUUUCUGGCCGCCGCAACUUCAAGUUCUCGGGAUCGAUAUCGCUCGAUUCCACUGUAUUUAUUGGCCAGCGAUGCUUCUGGCUGCGGAUCUUCCUCUGCCCAAGAAAGUCUUCGUUCAUGGUCAUUGGACGCGAAAUGGAAUGAAAAUGUCCAAAAGUCUGGACAACUUUGUCACUCCAAAGGAGCUGCUCGAAUUAGUCGGAAAUCAAAGUGACGCUGUUCGUUGGUUCUGUCUCAAACAUGCUACCCUCAAGAACGUGGACUUUCAGGACGAGCUACUCAGAAUUCAGUCUGAUAGCGACUUGGCAAAUAAAAUCGCGAAUCUUCUCUCAAGAACCACUUCGAAGAAUCUCAACCCUAGUGGAGCAUAUCCGACUCUUUUCCCUGACUCGCUGUUAGAUCGCCCCGACGGCGAAAAAUAUCUCAUCGAAACUGUUCAAGAGUUGCCAGAAGUGUACGCGAAAUUUGUCGACCAAGGACAGCUUCCAAGUGCAAUGAACUGCGUCAUUCGAGCUGUUGAAGAAGGACUUCAAUUCAUGACAAACGAAAAGAUUUUUAAAUUGGAUAGAGAUAUAAAAAGUGAACGCAUGCAGAAAGAUUCAGCUAUUCAUGCAUGUUAUGAGCUUCUACGUGUUUCUGCUAUUCUUCUGCAACCUGCUAUUCCUCAGAUUUCUUCAAAAAUAUUAAACCGUCUUGGAAUUCCUCUUGAAAAUCGUUUUUACGAAGAUGCAGAAGACUCUUUUAGUGGCAUGGACGGUGACCAAUUCGAAAGAGUCGGCCGUCUUCUAGGCCCCAAUCAGGGGCAUCUUUUCAAGACAUCGGCGCUUGUGAAAAAGGAGAUUGAGCAAAUGGCAAAGUUCGAAGCUCAAGAACUCGCCAGAUACGAUAAGAAGCACCCGACCAGAACAGCUCCAGAAAAUGAAAUUAAAAACACGGGCAGGAAACAAAAAGAAAGGAUUAAGCAAAAAGCUAGAGCGAAAAUGGCCGAAAUUAAAGCAGCACGUGAUGCAAAGAAGCCGUUAGACAGAAGACAAGGCGAUAUGUCUGCUGAAGAACUAAAUAUGGACCUGCAUGAUCCUAACUUCCGAGCCCCAGAUUUUCCUAAUAGAAAAUGA
Oikopleura dioica is the source of this 2001-nucleotide messenger RNA. Lineage: Eukaryota; Metazoa; Chordata; Appendicularia; Copelata; Oikopleuridae. The record is from the annotation of a GenBank genome assembly.